CUGUUGUGGGGAAUCGCCCCACCUUCCCUCGGGGAAACUGAGGCCCGGCUGGCCCGGCCCCGUCUCAGCCUGGGCUUGGGGUCCGAGCUGGAGGCCGGUUCUCGGGGGCCGCUCAGUGGCGUGGGUGCUACGGGACCGACCAGGGCCUUCGCCCGACUUGGCCGCUCCCUCCCGGGGUGUCGGGGCCCAGGCCUGCCCGGCCUGCCGUCUAUGAACGACCCCAAUGUGGCGAGGAUCUACCACGCCCUCUCCCAGAAGGAGGCCAAGGAGCUGGAUGUCCAGCGCCCCGGAGCCCAGCGCGCCGAGGCCUUCCUGCAGGCCUUCCUGCGGCGCUGCACGCCGCACAUGAGCCCGCGCGCCCGCGAGGACCAGCUGCAGCGCAAGGCCGUGGUGCUGGACUACUGCGCCCGCCCGAGGCGGCGGGAGCCGAGGCGGCGGCCCCGGGGCCUGUCCGCGCGGCAGAGGAGGGCGCUGCGCCUCUUCGACAUUAAGCCGGAGCAGCAGAGAUACCACCUCUUCCUGCCCCUGCACGAGCUCUGGAAACAGUACAUCCGGGACCUGUGCAGCGGCCUCAGGCCGGACACGCAGCCCCAGGCGAUCCAGGCCAAGCUGCUGAAGGCAGAUCUCCAUGGCGCCAUUGUUUCCGUCACCAAGUCCAAGUGCCCCUCCUACGUGGGGGUCACGGGGAUCCUCCUGCAGGAAACCAAGCACGUCUUCAAGGUCCUCACGGAGGGAGACCGCCUGAAAGUGAUCCCCAAGCUGGGCUGCGUGUUCUCUGUGGAAACCGACGGCUUCAUCUCCUACAUUCACGGGAGCAAAUUCCAGCUUCGGUCGAGCGAGCGGUCCGCCAAGAAGUUCAAAGCGAAGGGAACCAUGGACCUGUGAGCGCCGCGCCCACGGGUCUCGGCUGAGGGGAACGCGGCCCCGGCCCCGGCCCCGGGGAGACCACCCCCGUCGGUAGGACGCCUGAAGAAACGCCUGGCGCCCGGGAGCAGGUGCACCCUCCGGGGGCCUGCGUGUCCCUCCCUCCGAGGAGAGCGGGGCGGGAGACACCCAGU
Pipistrellus kuhlii (Kuhl's pipistrelle) is the source of this 1058-nucleotide messenger RNA. RefSeq names its product POP4 homolog, ribonuclease P/MRP subunit (gene POP4). The record is from RefSeq and is a predicted model, not a curated record. Gene Ontology annotation, cellular component: ribonuclease P complex; ribonuclease MRP complex. Gene Ontology annotation, molecular function: ribonuclease P RNA binding. The transcript is spliced from 7 exons. Lineage: Eukaryota; Metazoa; Chordata; Mammalia; Chiroptera; Vespertilionidae. The coding region runs from base 211 to 885 and encodes 224 amino acids. Gene Ontology annotation, biological process: tRNA 5'-leader removal; rRNA processing.